AUGUCAAUAGAGAAUGAUACAUCGAACGCGGUAUCAGUAGCUGGAUUCUUCAUUUCUCCAAGACAUGUUUUAACAUCUGCAUUUUCUAUAUUGACGGGAGCCCGUAAUUGGAGAAUCAAUUACAACAAGGAACAAGUUUUUAAAACUCUUGAAUACAUAAAAGACACAUUAAGCGCAAUAAUUCCCGAAGAAGUGACAAAAAAUAUGAAGGUGAUCCCAGGAAACUGCUCAUCUAGUCAAUGUUAUUUGAAACCAAAAAAAGCGGUACUAAUCAAUGUUAAAGAACAGGAGGUAGAUUUUGACAAUAUGUUCGCAUUGGUUUUAAUUGAACUUGAAGAAAACGUUAAGAAUAUCUCGUUUCCAUGUGUUGGACGUAAACAUUCUGAGGUCAUUGAUGAAUACGAUGUAUUUCUAUACGGCUAUGACACAACCAAAAAUGUAACUUCAACGCUUCAAUUUCUCCCACUAAAGGUUCGCGAAGUGAAGAAGAAUUCGCGCAAAUGGAUAUGCACUAAUAAAUAUCAAAAAAUGCAAGAUCGAGGGGAACCUUUGGUGAAAUUGUAUGAUGAUAAAGUUACGGUUAUUGGUCUCAAGUCAACAACUGGAUACAGGAAAGACUUUUAUGAAUAUUAUUUCGAUUUGAGAAGGUAUAACAAUGAAAUCUGUGCAUUCUCUGGUGUUUGUCCAAGUGAUCCAGUGGAAAUACCAUCAAGCGAAACUCCAUCUUCAAGUAAUCAACCGGUGACUACCACAGAUGAAAUUGUACAAAGCAGUCCGGCCACCGAUUUCCGAAACAAUAAAAACUCUAGUAAACACAAAAACAAAAUGGCAAACUCCGAUUACAUUGAACUUCCAAUUGAUGAUGGGAAAAAUGAUGAUGUGUAUAAAGAACGCAUGUAUCCAGAAGAUUCCAAUGAAUAUUUUUUGAACAGCAUGGUGUCAAAAAAUACGGAAAGAACAUUCUACGAAGCAAUAUUUCUUGUGUUUGAGUUUAUUUUCUUUUUUGUGAUGCGUGUGGAAUAA
Messenger RNA from Caenorhabditis elegans, 1023 nucleotides. Its product is annotated as Peptidase S1 domain-containing protein. The coding region runs from base 1 to 1023 and encodes 340 amino acids. Lineage: Eukaryota; Metazoa; Nematoda; Chromadorea; Rhabditida; Rhabditidae. The transcript has 7 exons. The record is from RefSeq and is marked reviewed.